This is a messenger RNA of Sphaerodactylus townsendi, 10921 nucleotides long. RefSeq names its product kinesin family member 13B (gene KIF13B). Gene Ontology annotation, molecular function: cell adhesion molecule binding; ATP binding; microtubule binding. The coding region runs from base 110 to 5644 and encodes 1844 amino acids. The transcript has 37 exons. Lineage: Eukaryota; Metazoa; Chordata; Lepidosauria; Squamata; Sphaerodactylidae. Gene Ontology annotation, biological process: microtubule-based movement; regulation of protein localization. The record is from RefSeq and is a predicted model, not a curated record. Gene Ontology annotation, cellular component: adherens junction.
AGAUGUUGUUUUCAAGUGCCUUGGAGAGAACAUUCUCCAGAACGCCUUUGAAGGCUACAACGCGUGCAUCUUUGCCUAUGGACAGACUGGGUCUGGAAAAUCUUUCACCAUGAUGGGCACUGCUGACCAGCCUGGAUUAAUCCCUCGGCUUUGCAGCACCCUUUUUGAGAGAGCUCAGAAAGAGGAAAACGAGGAGCAGAGUUUCAAAGUGGAAGUGUCCUUCAUGGAGAUUUACAAUGAGAAAGUCAGAGACCUUCUGGACCCAAAGGGGAGUCGCCAGUCUUUAAAAGUGAGAGAACACAGCGUCUAUGGACCAUAUGUAGACGGGCUUUCAAAACUGGCUGUCGCCAGUUACAAGGACAUAGAAUCUUUGAUGUCUGAAGGCAACAAAUCUCGGACAGUUGCUGCAACCAACAUGAAUGAAGAGAGCAGCCGGUCCCAUGCAGUUUUCAAGAUCAUCCUCACACACACAUUGUAUGAUGUGAAAUCAGGGACAUCUGGUGAAAAAGUGGGCAAGUUAAGCCUCGUUGACUUAGCAGGCAGUGAAAGAGCAACGAAGACGGGAGCAGCAGGUGACAGGCUGAAGGAAGGAAGCAACAUCAACAAGUCACUCACAACUCUUGGGCUGGUCAUUUCUGCUCUAGCAGAUCAGGCUGCUGGGAAAAACAGGAACAAAUUUGUUCCUUAUCGUGAUUCGGUGCUCACUUGGCUUCUCAAAGACAGCCUGGGGGGGAACAGCAAAACAGCUAUGGUUGCAACUAUCAGCCCCGCAGCGGAUAAUUACGAUGAGACCCUUUCCACCCUGAGGUACGCUGACCGGGCCAAGAAUAUUGUGAACCACGCUGUGGUGAAUGAAGACCCCAACGCUCGCAUCAUCCGGGAACUGCGGGAGGAGGUGGAGAAACUCCGGGAGCAGCUCACCAAAGCAGAGGCAAUGAAAUCGCCAGAACUAAAGGAUCGUUUAGAGGAAUCUGAAAAACUUAUCCAGGAGAUGACUGUGACCUGGGAAGAGAAAUUACGGAAAACGGAGGAAAUUGCACAGGAGCGGCAGAAGCAGCUCGAAAGCCUUGGCAUCUCUCUCCAAUCUUCUGGCAUCAAAGUUGGCGACAACAAGUGCUUCCUGGUUAACUUGAAUGCUGACCCUGCUCUCAAUGAACUCCUGGUCUACUAUUUAAAGGAACACACACUAAUUGGGUCGGAUAAUUCCCAGGAUAUCCAGCUCUGUGGGAUGGGCAUCCUGCCUGAACACUGUAUAAUAGAUAUCACCUUGGAUGGACAAGUUAUGCUGACACCUAAGAAGAACACGAGGACAUUUGUAAAUGGCACGGCUGUGACAGGCCCCACACAGCUACACCACGGAGACAGAAUUCUGUGGGGAAACAAUCACUUCUUCAGGCUAAAUCUGCCCAAAAAGAAAAAAAAUGCAGAAGCCGAGGAUGAAGACAAUUCAAUGAAAGGAAGCAACAGCUCUGAGCAGCUGGAUUUAGAUGGAGACAGCUCGAGUGAAGUGUCCAGCGAGAUCAACUUCAGCUAUGAAUAUGCCCAGAUGGAAGUGACCAUGAAAGCACUCGGUGGCAAUGAUCCCAUGCAGUCCAUUUUGCAGAGCCUGGAGCAGCAGCAUGAAGAAGAGAAACGGUCUGCCUUGGAGCGCCAGAGGCUUAUGUACGAACACGAGUUGGAACAGCUCCGAAGAAGGUUGUCUCCAGAGAAGCAGCACUUCCGUGCUAUGGACAGGUUCUCCUGCCAUUCUCCCAAUGCUCAGCAACGAUUACGACAGUGGGCAGAAGAAAGGGAAGAGAUGCUAAACCACAGCCUGAGGAAGCUGAGGGAGCAGAUUGUGAAGGCCAACUUGUACGUCAGAGAAGCCAGCUUCAUUGCGGAAGAGGUGGAUAAAAGAACGGAGUACAAGGUCACUCUGCAGAUCCCAGCCUCCAGCCUCAAUGCAAACAGAAAGCGAGGCGCUGUUCUGAGUGAACCGGCCAUUCAGGUGAGGAGAAAAGGCAAAGGCAAACAGAUCUGGUCACUUGAGAAGCUGGAGAAUCGACUGGUGGACAUGAGAGAUUUCUAUCAAGAAUCAAAGGACUGUGAAGAGGACGACACGGGCAUGAGGUCAUACGUCAGGCGAGCAGAUCCUUUCUACGAUGAGCAAGAGAAUCACAGCCUUAUUGGGGUGGCCAACGUCUUCCUCGAGUCCCUCUCUCGCGAUGUGAAGCUUCAAUACGCCGUUCCAAUCAUCAACCAGAAAGGAGAGGUGGCAGGUCGAUUGCACGUUGAAGUGAUGUGUGUGAGCGGUGAGACCGGGGAGCGAAUCGCAGGAGGUGACGACAGCAUGGACGCCUCCGCUGAAAAUGAUUUGCAGGAGCAGAAGAUGGUGUGCAUGAUCAAAAUCCUUCAGGCGACAGGUUUGCCGCAGCACCUCUCCAACUUUGUGUUCUGCAAAUAUUCUUUCUGGGAUCAGCUGGAACCUGUGACAGUGGCCCCUGAAGUGGACCCCUCUCUGUCUCCUGUCUGCAAAGAGCCCCGGGGCAUGGUUGUCUUUGACCACUGCAAUGAAUUCUCUGUAAACGUUACUGAAGAUUUUCAGGACUAUCUCAGUGAUGGUGCCUUGGCCAUUGAAGUUUAUGGGCACAAGCAAUGCGACCCUCGCAAAAACCCAGCACUGUGGGAUCUGGGAAUAAUUCAAGCUAAAACACGAAGCCUUCGAGACAGAUGGAGUGAGGUCACUCGCAAACUGGAGCUGUGGGUUCAAAUUCUGGAACUUAAUGAGAAUGGGGAAUAUUGCCCGGUAGAGGUGAUUCCAGCUAAGGAUGUUCAUACUGGUGGCAUCUUUCAGCUCAGGCAGGGGCAGUCACGCCGAAUUCAAGUGGAAGUGAAGUCUGUGCAGGAAUCUGGAACGUUGCCUCUCAUGGAAGAAUCCAUACUCUCUGUUGGUGUGGGGUGUGUUCAGAUAAGAAACAUCAAAUCACCGAAAAGCCAUGAGAAUUGUCAGGAGGAAGAUGACGACAUGGAUAGUUACCAGGACAGAGACCUGGAGCGGCUGCGUCGUAAGUGGUUGAACACUCUUACAAAGCGGCAGGAAUACUUGGAUCAACAGCUGCAGAAACUUGUUGGGAAACCUGACAAGACAGAAGAUGACACAGACCGAGAGGCCCAGCUGCUAGAGAUGAGGCUGACGCUUACAGAAGAAAGGAACGCUGUAAUGGUCCCUUCUGCUGGUAGUGGAAUCCCUGGAGCACCUGCAGAGUGGACACCUGUGCCCGGCAUGGAGACACACAUUCCAGUCAUUUUUCUUGAUUUAAAUGCGGAUGAUUUUAGCUCUCAGGAUAACCUUGAUGAGCCUGAAGCUGGUGGCUGGGAUGCCACCCUGGUGGGUGAAGACGAAGACGAGUUCUUUGAACUGCAGAUUGUCAAGCACCAUGACACUGAGGUGAAGGCUGAAGCCUCCUGGGACUCCGCGGUUCAUAACUGCCCCCAGCUCAGCAGAGGAACAGCAGCCGAGCAAAGGGUUUUCCUAAUAGUGCGAGUGACGGUGCAGCUCAGCCAUCCAGCAGAAAUGCAGAUUGUCCUCCGGAAGCGGAUAUGCGUCAGUGUCUACGGCAAGCAGGGGUUUGCUCAGAGUAUCUUGAGACGAAUGUCCUACCGAAGUUCUGUUCCUGGCUGUGGAGUCACCUUUGAAGUUGUUUCAAAUAUCCCAGAGGAUGCUCAGGGAGCUGAAGAGCGUGAGGCACUAGCAAGAAUGGCAGCCAAUGUUGAAAAUGCAGCUUCAGCUGACUCAGAAGCCUAUAUAGAGAAAUACCUCCGGAGUGUGCUGGCUGUCGAGAAUAUUCUUACUCUGGACCGACUGCGCCAGGAGGUGGCCGUCAAGGAACAGCUAACAAGCAGAGGAAAGCUCUCCAGAAAGAGCCUCAGUUCCCCAAAUGUAAAUCGGCUCUCCGCAAGUCGCCAAGAUCUAAGUCCACCAUAUAGCCUUGCCACUUACAAAUGUCCAAAGGUCCCGGCAGAGAGUCGUUGGGAAAGCCAGCAAGACAUAUCACAGUCUUCAGCACAUUCCAAUAAAUCCCGGAUGAGCCUCUCAGCCUCUGCUCAGAAAAAUGGCUCCAAUGACCCAGGACUCAGCAGCCUGGCAGCUUCAUACUUGAAUCCUGUGAAGUCUUUCGUGCCUCAGAUGCCAAAGCUGCUUAAAUCUCUGUUUCCUGUUAGGGAUGAGAAAAAGGGCAGGCAACCAUCUCCCCUGGCCCAGCAGUCUGUCCCACGAAUCAUGGUUCAGUCUGCCAGUGUCGAUGCCAGUGCCAUAAAACUUAAACAGAUUGCGCAUGAGGAAGGAAGCAAAGAGCCAUUUGAGGUCGCAGUGCAUUCUACUGAGUUGGGGAAAAGUUCUGAAAAGUCACCUAAAGUGCCUUCACAUCAGUCCACAGCAGACAUUCCAACACAGGACUCGCAAGAAGGGCCACCGAGCCCCUUGAGCGAAGCAUCCAGUGGUUACUUCUCUCACAGCGUUUCCACAGCAACCCUUUCUGAAGCCCUGGCGGCAGGAAAUGACUCCCCGCUUCAAGCUGGCAACCAGACACCUGCAGCAAAUGAUGGGCCCCAACCCCCAACGCCCAUGCAGAUGGGGUCUGCUGUUGAAGGUUCUGUAAAAUUGGGUCCUGUGAUAGGUUCUGAUGUUUCACCUUCUCUUCAGAGAGGCGAUGUGGUGGCCCCUGGCCUUAAAAUUGACUAUACAAGAACUAAAGACAACAGCAAAGUUAAUGGUGAGGGCAAUUUAAGGUCAAAGUCUGUUGUCUCCUCUGUAGCUAUAGGUGAUGACCAUGCUAAUGCCUCCAUAGCCGCUAAUGCUAAAGGCUACCUUGCUACCUCCUCCUCAAAGAAAGAGUUGCGGCUGACAGAGCCGCAUGUAACUCCACUAGUCUGGGACCCUCAUGUGAUUGGGCAUGGCAGUCCAGCCUCCAUUUCUGAAACAGGACCUUCAAAAUCGCCGGUCCUUUCCAACCUUUCCUCUCAAUCCAGCAGUGCAGUCUCUCCGUUCAAAAUCCAAAGAGUGAGGACGUCAGAACUUAAAUCCUUCUCAAACAUGUUGGGAGGAGAACAAGGAGGAUCCUCAAGCUCCGAGGAAGAGAAGGGAGGAGAAAGAAGCGAACGGGAAUCUGGCCAGAACAAUGGCACAGAAGCAGCCUCUGAGGAAAAACUGGAAGUGACAUCUGACUCGGAAGAAGCCAAUGAGAUACCGGACUGGCUGAAGGAGGGUGAAUAUGUGACCGUUGGUACAAAUAAGACUGGAAUAGUGCGAUAUGUCGGCCCAACAGACUUCCAGGAGGGGAAAUGGAUUGGUGUCGAGUUGGACUUGCCAUCAGGUAAGAACGACGGUUCAAUUGGGGGACGGCAAUACUUCAAGUGCAAUCCAGGCUACGGCCUCCUUGUGAAACCAAGUAGAGUAAAAAGAGCCCCGGGGCCUGCAAGACGUCGAAGCGCUGGGCUGAGACUGCAAGGUGGAGUCACAGCUGAGAACCGGAAGAGCGGCAAUUUCUCUGGGUCAGCCUCCAACUUGGCUUCCCUGACUGCCUUGGCCAAAACUGAAGGAGGAUCUGCUUUACGGCCAGAAAAGACCCAGAAGAAUACAGAAAACAGGAAAUCGUGGGCGACCUGAAAGAGCCCCGCUUGGCACCGCACUACCUUGUUGACACUGACACUUUGGAAUGGCCUUACUUGCACAACUAAGGCCCCUUCUGCCCAUACAGAAUAAUUAAUUUCAGUCCACCUUCACAAUUGUUUGCAAGUGGAUUUUGCUGUUCCGCGCAGCAGCAGAGUGCAUUGAAAGUGGAUUGAAAGUGCAUUAUUCAGCAUAUGUGGAAGAGGCCUAAGUCAACCCAGGAGACAACCCGGGCAGAGUCAUAAGGGGGGUGGGGAUGGGGAUUCUCUGCUGGAGUCAUUGGGGUGUGAUGAAUCCUUGGCCUUCUUGUGAUGAGGGAGUCAUAUUGAGAUUCCUGAUGCAAAUGGUGUCGCUUCUGUUUAUGUUUUUACUAACUGUUUCCCUCAUGCAUGCUACACAGAUGCGCACACAGGCAGCGAAUUGGUGCGUGUACUUCAAGGGAAAGCCAUUUGCCCUAUUGUCUUCGUCUGUUUCCAGCUCUUUUGAGAGAUGCUGGCAUGGGGGAUAACUUCUGGAACAGAAGCCAAGUAGAAUUUGCUACUGAGAGCUGUUGACAAAAGGCUAAUCCUUGAAGACAAGUAAAGCAAAGAAAAUCUUAUAACCUAAACACAGGCUUCCUAGAAACGGUGCCUACCUAACACUUUUGCGGUUGGUCUCUGGGGUUUCACUACUCCUGUUGAAGUCCGUUUGAAGGGAUUGCUCCUUAGUUCUUUCGGAAUGAAGGAUUGUGGCCAGUUCACCCAACCGGUAGCUUUUAUGAUGCGAAAACUUUUAAAAAAACAUAUCCUUAAUUUCACGGUAAUCUCUGUGGUCUUAGGUGAUUUUUACUUUUUUAUUGUAAAAAGAGAGGCAGAAAGGAACCUGCUUUCCUCCCAUCUGGAACCUGGGGUUUUAAAAAUUAACUUAAGACAUGCCAGCAUGCAGUCUGUUGCUACUGUAUUUAUAAAGAUGGCUCCUAGUUGCUGGUUUUGGUCAGAGUAGCUCUGUAACACAGAUACCUGAUAUGGCCAUCCUUCCUUGCAUUCUGGGUUUUAACAUGUUUGUAAAGCAGGUGCGUAUCCCCUUUCCCGAUGCUAUGAUAUUUAUUUGUUAUUUAUUGCUAUUUUUUAAAAUAAUAAUAAAGCCUUUGCGACUUUACAAUCAAACCUCUGCCUGCUAUUGCACAAAAGGUGCACAGUCUCAUCUAGGGUACCACCCAAUUAUUUGCAUGCCUUCACCCAUCUUCCUGACUAAUGAAUCUGUGUCUUUCUUCUCCUUUGUACACUUCUUCCUUUAAGAUGCCAUCUUUCCUUGGAAGAUGUGGGUGACCAAAAACUUCUGUGGCUGUACUCAGCCUGAGCACGCCAAGACUGCUGUCCACAUGUAGUAGUGUACCAGGGAGUUAGUAAAUUUCCACUUUUGCUGGCUGCUAGGGAGUGUUAAAACAGAGGAGGCUUGGGUAGCCCAUGGCUGUCCACUAUGUAGGGCUGAUGAGCUGCAAUCAGUUGGGUGAGUCACAAAGAUUGACCCAGGUUCCUGAAAACUGGCAAAUCCCAAGUGUGGCCAAGUGUACUGUUGAAACUUUGAGCCAGUUCUGAGACAAGCUUACACAGCAACAACGUGUCAUUCCCCAGGAGCAUCUCCUGUGAAUGGCUGCUCGCUCUCAUCCAGGCAACUCACAGCUGGCUAGAGUCCCUCCACAACUGGUGGGAACAUCCAUAUUGAGUUGCAUGGUUGAUGCUGUCUUGGUCCCCAUUUGUAAACGUAUAUGUACGCAGCCCCUGUGUACAUUGCUGGAGCUCUGUGAUGGAGGCACGGCAGGACAAAAUAAACUAACGCAAGCCUUUGCAAAUAUAGUUUCCAGGGUCUAAGCUGCUUCUUGAUUUGAUAAAUAUGAAUCACCUUUCAUCCACUGUAGAUUUAGGAGCUCUAUAAAUAAUGUUUAAAAGGCCUUCAGUGUUGAUAGUUGGACCUUGAUCCUCACUCCCUUCCUUGCUGUGCAGGCUUAUUCUCAAGUGCCUUGCCCAUCCAGUCCCAAGGGCUGAAACAAAAGCUUCCACGUCUUAGGUGUUGUGGUAAGAGAGCUGCGGCUGCUGAUUGACUUUUAAAUUUGUAGUCUUUUGCAAAGGGGAACAGACUUUUUGUAUAAAUAAGUUUCUGUAUUAAAGUCAUACUUCCCUGCUGGGAAGUAUGUUCUCUGGCCCCGACAACUCUUAUCUGGUUCUCCCCUGCCCCGCAGUGUUCGUAAUCUAUAGUUGGGGCGUAAAGUAGUGCUGCAGCUAAGAGAAACAAGGUAAUCAGUAAAUAAAUCUGCCCCUGGGAAAUGGAGAGUGUUGUUGGAGGUGAAAUAUCUGGGAGAAAAUAAAUCCCUCCUUUUGAAAGCUAUGCCAUGGAAAUCUAGUUGGGUUUAAAGGUGCUGCUGGACUCAAUUCCAGCUCUUCGGUUGCUAACGCAGCUACCCACCUGAAACAACUCUCCCCCCAACACUCAAGGGCUAUUUGUCUACUACAGUUGCUGUACAAUUGGGAUUUUUUAUGGUACCUGCAACUUUCACAUUUUUUUGUAAUAAAAUAAAUUCGUAGCUAUCUGGAUGGGCAGGUUUAAAACUGCAGAUCAUGAUCUCAAUCCACAAGGUGUGUCACACAAGAGCCAUUGAAAAAUGUGGGGAUUUAACUUAGUUGUGACUUUAUGAAAACCCACAAUUUGCUCUUAAGUAGAGAUUCUAUGUUUCUGCACCCUUUAAUGUGACCAAAAACAUCUGCCUGCUCUGUGCCGAUACAUUAGAUUUGGGGAGGGAGAGAUUAGGUGCAGAUGUUUUCUCACUAUUUCAAUGAUUCAAUACCAACAGUUAAGUACCACCUUAACUACCUGCUUUCGUGAAUGCAUGUGUGGGCAAUCCCUGACCAGCAGGUAAAUUGCUCUGUUUUUUUGGUGUGCCAUGGUUUUUGCAAGUUUAUCAUGCACUUUACUUAGGAAGAGUCAGGCCAGAUCUAGAAGAGCUGAAGGCCACAGUCACAAUUGAAGUUCUUGAAGAGUGCGAUUGAUCUCCCAAAGGGGAGACAGGUUUAAUACCUGCGAUUCCCAUUUAUUGUACCGAUCAGAUUUUGUAAAAUUGCUACGUUGUGGCUGUGUCUUCAUGAAGUUCUUCCUGACUUCCAUUGGAAUGACAGACUUCCUGCUCUCAACAUAUUUUCUUGUUCUCAACAGAUUAAAAUGCUGUCACUCAAUUCUUAACUGUCUUAACAUUCAUGUCCUUAAAAAUACAGCAUGUAAUGGAAAACUUGUCUCUUUCGUAAUACAACUGAAGUUCUUCUUUUUUUAAUGCAUCAUUCUGCAUCAGAUUUUGGUAAAGCAAAAGCUUUUAUGGCUGAACUGAGGGUGGUGUCUUUCCUAGGAAUGAAUCUGAUUUGUCCUGUGACUCGACCAUUAGUUUCUUUCAGUCAAGUCACUGUUCCUUCAAUAGCGCUUCGUUGCUCAGUCCAAGUUUUCCCAUGUCAACUUCUGCAUGGCAGCCGCUUUAAAUCCUAUCAAAUGCUAGUUGUUACGACAUGGUCAACCCUUUUCCACAGCACUUCACCUUGCAGCUCAGUGGAUUUCUCUCUUUGCCGUCAUAAACAGAAGAUAGAAAAAUAUAAGGGUGUGGUGACCACUUGAGAUGUCAUACAGAAAUUUAAAAUAGCCUCCACAUUUCUAGAAGAAACAAGACAGGCAGCACCUUCUAUUAGGGCCAACCAAAAUGCCGCAAAAUUUAAGUUCUUUACCUGGAAAAAAAUGUUUCACUGUACUAUCAAAGAUGUUCAUGGCCAGAAUCAAUGGGGUGUUGUGGGUUUUCUGGCCUGUGUACCCAUGUAUCUGAAGAUGCCAGCCAUAGAGGGGGGCAAAACACGAGGAGCAAAAACGACCAGACCAUGACCACAGAGCCCACAACACCCUGUUUUUUCGUACUUUUUAAUUUUUUUGCUCUUGAUGAGCUCGGAUAAGCUCCAAAUCUGGCACAAUCUUUUCUAUCCUCUUGUUUGGCCCUAAUAAAACAUAUGAUAUUGAUUCCGUUUCUUGUUCCACAUAGCCAGGCCAGCCCCUGGAGGCUUACAGCCAGACUGUGGCUCAAUUGUCCAUGUUGACAGUGCUCCCUUUGUAUGUCUACCACGUGUCGGGGGCAACUGAAAAGUGUUUCAUGCAAAUAGGUUGGCUAAUUUUUUAAAAAAUGUCAUAACUUUAGCAAUGAUGUCAAUGCAGUCGGUCACAUUUUUAAAUAAAAAGAAAAGGGAUUUGUGACUUGGGCAUAUUAAUGUAAUCCAUAAAUCAGUGUUAAAUGUUUAUAUUGAUCGUCGCUGCUUGCCAGAGUGUGAAACCAGUGGGUUGUCAAGUGCUGCAACAACUCCUGAAGGUUCCUCUGCUCUGAUGCUCUAGAUCACAGGUGUCAAACUUGCAGCCCUCCAGAUGUUCAUGAACUACAAUUCCCAUCAGCCCUUGCCAGUAUAGCCAAUGCUCAUGUUGGAAGGGACUGAUGGGAAUUGCAGUUCAUGAACACCUGGAGGGCUGCGAGUUUGACACCCCUGCUCUAAAGGUAACAGUGAGAUGUUAAUACCACAAAAUCUGAGAUGUCCUUGCAGCAAUUGUAGCACUCACAUUUUUUCCACUGUUGUAAGCUUCUGCGCCCUUGAGAGAUGUGCAGUUUUCCAUGGAAGCUGAAAGUUGAGACCAGAAAGCCUUAUCCAAGAAGGCGAUGCUAAUAGAACUACCCUUUUGGAUGUGGCUGGAGUCUGGACAUGCCCGGUAAAGUACUCACUUGCUCAGCUAGACUCUGCAGAUCUGUGAGUGGGUAGGUUGGGCCCUCACUUUUGGGUUCAACCAAAAUUUACUGUUCCAGGAAAACUGUUGCCCAUUCUAUUACUGCCCACCUUCCACACUAAAAAAACUGAGGAGAGGAGUUUGCAAAUAUAGCAUUAGGCACCAUUGCUUAAAGACCUUUCUAUUAGUUACUGUCUGACACUAAUAAAAUCAGUUCCUUUGGGAAGCCUUUUGGGAUUUGACAUUUCUGUUGAUUUUGUGUUUGAUUUUUGUGAUUUGUUUUGUAAAGCUAGGAAGAUUGUAAAUAAAGGAUGGCAAUUUUAGAUUGUGGUAUUAAAAAUGUGUUGUUGGUCGUACCUUUUUAAAUGUGCUAAGAUCCAAAGAUUCUUGUAAUUAAUUGUAAAGUUUUUAACGAUUUCUUGUAUUAUACUUAAUAACUGUAAUAUUGUAUCAUACCUGUGAUAUGAUCUAUGUCACCUAAAUAAAUUCUUUAGGCUAAGCCUC